CGAUUGACAACGGACAUGGAAUCCAUCAUGAUGUCGAACAUUUCUUGCGACGGUUGCAUUGACAGUGAUCGUGACUCCGACUCUAACAGUAUGAUUGUGGAUCCAGUGAGUCUUGAUCAGAAAGCCUUGUCACCCCGUCCAGUAGGUAAUAUGAAUGUAACCUCACAUCUAAUAGCAUCAGCAACAACAGCUGUUCGCAAUCGUAACAAUAGAAACAUCAAGAAGACGUAUUCGAUGAUGUCGUCCAAUCAGAAGAUGGGGCAGUCGUCAUCGUAUCCUUCUGAAAAAGUUAGCUCCUCUCAAAUAAAACCACCGUAUUCUUACAUCGCAUUGAUAACGAUGGCGAUUCUUCAAUCACCUCAGAAGAAGCUCACAUUGAGCGGUAUCUGUGAAUUCAUAAUGGCGAGAUUUCCAUAUUACCAUGAAAAAUUUCCCGCCUGGCAGAACUCAAUCAGACACAAUCUCUCCCUGAACGACUGUUUUAUAAAGAUACCGAGGGAGCCGGGUAAUCCGGGCAAGGGUAACUACUGGACACUGGAUCCUCUUGCUGAAGACAUGUUCGAUAAUGGAAGCUUCUUGCGUCGGAGGAAGCGAUACAAAAGGCCGCCACCGCACUAUGUCCUUCGAGAUCGUGCUAUCAUGGCGACGUUUGCCAUAUGUGGCGACAGAUCCGGAUGUCCUGGAGGCAAUCAUCCUGGUAGUUUAGGGUAUCCUGCGACUUACCUGACCCCUCCACCACGACUUCCACUUUUGGAUUUUCCACCGUCGGCCUUGGAGGCACUCAAGUUGGGCGGUUUUCUCGAACCGCCACCACCACUCUACAAGCCGGUACCGAUCUCAGCGCCACCGCCGCAGAUUCGGCAUCUAGUUGGCAGUCCGCCAUUGCAUCAGUCAUCGUCAUCGCCAAUGUCGGCGGUUGUUCCGAUGUCAGCGGUGCAUUCUGGGCGGCAUGCCAUCACGGGGAGUCCUGGGGUUGCGGAGAAGAGAGCUAGUUUUAGCAUUGAUGCACUCAUUGGGAAACAAGCGGCAACGGAACAGGUGAUCGGGGGACUACUGGAUCUCAGUCCGCCGGAGCAUCGGGAAAUCAGGAGCCAAGCGUCGGCAUUUUCACCGCUUGUUUAAUGAGUUUUCGUUGAGUGUGGAUUUUUCAAUUUCGAGAUAUGGUUUUUAUUUGUAGUGGAUUAUUAUUUUUUCGUUGCGGACUGGAGAGAUCUCUAGAUAAUAAUAAAUGCCCUGUAAAUAUGCGGAUCCGUGGUCUUAUGGUUAUAAAGCACAUGAUCAUGAUUGGAAUUUUGACAUUUGGUUGUUGUCAAUCUUUUUCUGAAUUGGGAUAUACGCGAAAAGAAUCAUUAUUGAAAAGUAUUGCACUUUAACACUAUUCGAAUAAAUAAUCUUGUAAAUAUUGAUCGGGUUUAGAUGGAACAGGAGUCACCCAUUCAUUUAAAAUGAAUGACGAUGCAAUUGUGGUUACAAAAUUAUCAGUGAAUAGGUCAUAUUCAUUCCAAGUUUUGGUUGUAAUGUAUAUAUGCAAUAAGGACAAAAUGUAAAUCAUCCAUUUCUUGAAGCCAUAAAAACUAUCUCUCAUGAGAACUGGUUUAUCACUGAUACCUUAAGUGUAAGUAUGACUUAGAAUCUGUUAUUUAUUUUCUAGAUACAAAGAAUGUGAAUCUAGGGUCGAGAUGUUUACUUUCUUGAAGAACAAAACCAACAAAUUAUAUUAUUGGUCACUAUAAACAUGCCGUGCAUUUCAGAGAGCAAAUAACUUAUCUGUAUUGAGUAAGAUAAAACAGUAUUGAGUAUGAAUUUCUAAGAAGAAAAGGAAUAUUCAAGUAUUUCUUCUCUUUGUCUAGUUGUGAUGAGAAUUACCAGAAACAGAAAAAUGUAAAAUACCGCGGAGACAACUGUUCAAAAAUAACGAUUUUUUGACACGUGCAAUAAUUUAAAAAAAUAUUAGCAGAAUUUAUGAAGUUGACAUGCGCUCGAACGAGAAAAAAAUUUGCGUACAACAAACUAAAUCUCGAAAAACCACUGUUGACAAGUGGAUGCAUGACACUUUUUUGCGAUAAGAUGAAACAACAACCGCGCAACUAAUGUACCGACGAUUACAUAUAGACUUGAAUGUGUAGUCUGAGUGAGUGACAUUGUCUUCAAUUUUAUGAUCCGUCGCGAGACUCAACUAUGAGUUUUUUCUCGAAAUAGUUUAUAUUAUAAAUAAUAAGAGAUUUGUGUCAACAAAAACCCAAAAUCAUAGAUUUAUUAAUUAAAAGGUAUGAUAAUAAAAUGUAUACUGAACUGUA
Messenger RNA from Diachasma alloeum, 2297 nucleotides. RefSeq names its product forkhead box protein D3. The record is from RefSeq and is a predicted model, not a curated record. The annotation marks the transcript as partial. NCBI's taxonomy places the organism in Eukaryota, Metazoa, Arthropoda, Insecta, Hymenoptera, Braconidae. The transcript has a single exon. Gene Ontology annotation, molecular function: RNA polymerase II cis-regulatory region sequence-specific DNA binding; DNA-binding transcription factor activity, RNA polymerase II-specific. Gene Ontology annotation, biological process: cell differentiation; regulation of transcription by RNA polymerase II; anatomical structure morphogenesis.